ACAAGCGCAUUUCCGGUAUGGCAAGCGGGAGAGGACAAUUGUCGUGGACUACAGAGACUUUUAGUUUGUAAUGGAAGGACAUAUAAAAUAUUACGUUGUAGAAAGAAGGCUAGUAUUGUUUAAGAAAAUAAAUCUAUAAUAUUCGCUCGUAAACACUUACGUGUAAUGUAUUUCGAAGAUCGUCUCAAUUUCAAGUUGAACGUGAAAGGCUACUGCUGGUGCUGUCUGGCUACCUUCUUCAGCUAGUUAGCUAGCAUAGUGGAAACUAGGCCGGUUGAUGCCAACGUGCCACACAGAUAGCUGGCUUCGUGCAUGAUCCAGCUUCACGGUGACAGGCAGAUGUCCGAUUCGAAUAUAUAGCCCUGGUUUUACGGUCAAAUAAUCACUAGCUCGCAAUGGGUGGGAAAAAGAAAAAGUCGGCGAAUUCAACUGCGGUGCCACCGGCUGCAGCAUGCAAUGAUAACGCUCCUUCUGGAAAUGACAUGCCAGACGCAAAUGCUACUGGAAAGAAACCACAGCAGAAACAAAACUCUGUUAAAACUGCUGCGAAGGACAACAAAUCCAAAGCGCCGAAGACAUACAGCUUCACCAGUACUCCACAAGUAGAUACAGGGGGAAUACCAAUACAUGACAAGUCUAUUCUCAAAGUUUUCAUACAAGCGGACUUGGAGAAAAAAAUAAUCAAGCUGAUCAAUGACUAUAGACAAGAAAAUGGUGAUAAAGGACCAGUAUCAGGGAGACUGACAACAAAAAAGCUUCUGGACUUAUACACAGCUCUGCAGAAACUCCACUUUAAGACAGAGCACAUAGAGGAAGCUAUGAAAUCCAGCGUGCUGUAUGGGGGGGAUCUGCACUCUGCACUCGACUGGCUUUGCCUAAAUCUCAAGGAUGAGGAGCUACCUGAGGGUUUCAGUCAAAAGAUGCACGAGGAGAACCAUAAGACCAAGCCAAAAUUUCAGAACCCGACAGAGAGGAAGCAACAGCAGCCUAGAGCAGAGGUUCCCAAAGAGCCAGACCGAGAAGAUGCAAAGAAGGCUCCUGUAAAGGAUGAAGCAACAAGCAUGAAGGAUUGGAUCCUGAGAUAUGCUGAACAGUCCAGCGAAGAUGAAAGUGAGGAAGAAGAGGACAGAGGGAAACCACGAAACCCAGAGCUGAAUGAGAAGUUUGAUCCUAAUGACAGAUACCUGGUGCUCACAGCCCAGCUGUAUGACGCGAGAGAAAUGGCCGUUUCAGCAAAAGCAAAGAGAGACAAAGCCGGCCAAAGGACUGCACAGGACAGAAUCCGAGUCAUCCAGCAAGAAAUGAAGCCAUUGGAAUCACAUCCAAUGUUUAAUCCAGCAAUAAAAGUGACUGAAGCUCCCAAAGAGGAGAAGAAACCAGCUCCUGUUCUGGAGGGAAAGGAGGAUCUGAACUUUAGCCUUUUUGAAAAAUCUGAAGCACCCCCAGCAGAAAAGACAGUGAAGAAGAAUGAGCCAAAAGACAUCAGAAACUUUGACUAUACAUCCCGGAGCUGGACAGGCAAGUCUCCCAAGCAGUUUCUUAUCGACUGGUGCAGGAAAAACCUCCCCAAAAGCCCACCACCAUCCUUCCAGAAGGUUCCUGUGGGCAAGUACUGGAAAUGCAGAGUGCGCGUUCAAAGGGUUGAAAACGUACUGGAGGUCUGCCCCACUAUCUUGACCGAAGACGGCAUGCAGGCACAGCACUUGGGAGCGACCCUGGCCCUCUACAACCUAGUCAAGGGACAGUCGGUGCACCAGCUGCUGCCGUCCACGUAUCGGGAGGUGUGGCUGGAGUGGCGGGACAGCGAGCAGCAGGAGGCGGAGCAGACGCGCACGGAGAUCAACAAGCCCAGGGACCAGUUCAUCGCCCGGCUGCUGAGCCGCCUCAAGCAGCAGCAGCCACACGAGCCGCCGUGCCCCGCCCGGUCGGGUCCGCAGGCCGCGGACGACCCCGAGGACUCGUGGGAGAACCUCCUGUCUCAGGAGGACGAGGGCCCGGGGGCGGAGGCGGCCCCGGCGGGCGGGGGCUGGGGCGCGAGCCGCGCCCUCCUGCUGAAGCUGCGCGGCUCGCCGCUAGCCCAGCGCCUGCUGCGGGAGCGGCAGCAGCUGCCCGUCUUCCAGCAUCGCCAGCGCGUCCUGGAGGCCAUCCGGAGGCACCGGGUGGUGGUGGUCGCCGGGGAGACCGGCAGCGGCAAGAGCACCCAGGUCCCCCAGUUCAUCCUGGAUGACCUGCUGGCUGGGGGGCCUGAGGCCCAGCCCUGCAGCGUGGUGGUGACCCAGCCCCGCAGGAUCUCCGCCAUGAGCCUGGCCACCAGAGUGUCCCAGGAGCUGGGCUGCGAGGACGGGCCAGGGGCCAAGACGUCGCUGUGCGGUUAUCAGAUCCGUAUGGAAACCCGGUCGGGCGACUCGACCCGUUUGCUGUACUGCACCACUGGGGUCCUGCUGAGGAAACUGCAGCAGGACGGCCUGCUGAGCAGUUUGACACACAUCAUCGUCGAUGAGGUGCACGAGCGCAGCGUCCAGUCGGACUUCCUCCUGACCAUCCUGAGGGACAUCGUUCAGAAGCGCUCGGACCUGCACCUGGUGCUGAUGAGCGCCACGGUCGACUGCAACAAGUUUGCGGCCUACUUCAACCGCUGCCCUGUGGUGACCGUCCCGGGCAGGACCUUCCCCGUGGAGGUUUUCCAUCUAGAAGAGAUAGUGGAGGAGACGGGCUACGUGUUGGAGCAGGACUCCGACUACAGCCAGAAGUUCCUGGAGGAAGAGGAGGAAGUGAACGUCAACGUCACGGUGAAAGGAGGGAAGACCCGGGUGCACCAGGACUUUGUGAUCAGAGACCCAGGGGCCGGCUGGGACGGGGGCCCUGACCUGGACCAUUACAGCAGCCGUACACGACACGCACUUCAGUACAUGAACCCCAACAAAAUCAACAUGGACCUCAUCCUGGACCUCCUGGAUUACUUGGAUAAAUCCCCUCAAUUUGCUGAUGUCGAUGGUGCUGUUCUGGUGUUCCUGCCUGGUCUUGCGCACAUCCAGCAGCUCUACGAUCUCCUGUCCACAGACAGAAGAUUCCGGGUCAAAGAGAGAUAUAUGUUGGUUGCUCUGCACUCUACUCUGUCUACUCAGGACCAGGCUGCUGCAUUCACAGUGCCUCCUACUGGCAUAAGGAAGAUUGUGUUAUCCACAAACAUCGCAGAGACUGGAGUUACGAUACCAGAUGUUGUUUUUGUCAUUGACACAGGAAAAACAAAAGAGAACAGAUAUCACGAGAGCAGUCAGAUGAGCUCCCUGGUGGAGACGUUCAUUAGUAAGGCCAGCGCCCUCCAGAGGCAAGGUCGAGCAGGGCGGGUUCGAGAGGGAUUUUGCUUUCGUCUCUUCGCCAAGUAUAGAUUUCAAAGCUUUAUGGAUUACUCUGUGCCGGAGAUACUUCGAGUGCCUUUGGAAGAGCUCUGUCUCCACAUCAUGAAGUGUGAGUACGGCUCUCCUGAAGACUUCCUGUCCCGAGCGCUGGACGCGCCCCAGCCCCAGUCCGUGAGCAACGCGGUGAGCCUGCUGCGCCGGAUCGGUGCCUGCCAGCCGGACAGUCCCACGCUCACCCCCCUGGGACACCACCUCGCCGCCCUGCCCGUCAACGUCAAGAUUGGCAAGAUGCUGGUCUUCGCCGCCAUCUUCGGCUGCCUGGAGCCCAUCGCCACUAUAGCUGCAGCCAUCUCUGAGAAGUCUCCAUUUGCUACGCCAAUGAACAGAAGAGAGGAAGCCAAUCUGGCCAAAGCAGCUUUUGCCGUGGCCAAUUCAGACCACCUCACCAUUUACAAUGCAUACCUGGGGUGGAAGAACGUUCGCAGUGAGGGCACUCGCGCUGAGAUGGCCUACUGCAGAAAGCACUUCCUCAAUCGCACUGCCCUUUUAACCAUAGAGGACGUGAAGCAGGAGCUGAUGCGUAUGAUGGAGCAGGUCGGGUUCGUCCCCGCGAAGCCCAGGCGGGAUCAGCGCCCUCGGGACCGGUCCGACCCGAGGCCCAGCGGGCCCCUGACGGCCAAGGAGAUCGCCAUCCUGAACACGGUGGUGACCGCGGGGCUGUACGACAGCGUGGGGCGGGUCCUGUACACCCCCUCCGUGGACGUCCUGGAGCGGGCCGUGUGCACUGUGGAGACGGCCCAGGGCAAGGCCGAGGUUCACCCCUCCUCGGUCAACCGCACCCUGCAGACCUACGGCUGGCUGCUCUUCCAGGAAAAGGUGAAGUACUCUAAGGUCUACCUGCGGGACACUACUCUGAUCUCCCCCUUCCCCAUGCUGCUGUUUGGGGGAGACAUUGACGUGCAGCAUCGCGAGAGACUCAUCUCCCUGGACGGAUGGAUUUAUUUCCAGGCUCCUGUGAGAAUAGGGGUGAUCUUCAAGCACCUCAGGAAGCUAAUCGACUCUCUUCUGGAGAAAAAACUGGAGAACCCCAAGAUGAACCUUGAAGAUGAAAAAACGAUACAGUUAAUAAUGGAGCUGAUCAAAAUGGAGAACACCGUGUGACAGGGGCUUCUGUUGGAAUGUGUCAGAGAUUCAACAGGAUCGCAACAGCAUGCUGACCAAGCUUAAGGAGAAACAAGGGAAGAAAUGCUUCAUAAAAUAUAAUGAGAAUGAACUCACAGAAAAGAUGGCUUUCCGUGCAUCGUCUAUACUGCUGCCAAAACUUCAAUAAAUAUGCUGGUGUACUCUCAGCUGUCAUUUUCUGUGCAAACUGUUUUCAUUUUUUACUUUGCUACCUUUGCUACAUUGUUUGUUUUGUUAUUGUUUUCAAUGUUUUAAGUAUUUAAGUAUUUAACUUUGAGCCAAUGCUGCAAAGAACUUCGAUAAAUUUUAUUAUAUUCACAGCAAAACUGAAGAAGCAAUACUUUAUCAAAGAAAUGCCAUAAUAAAAUAUGAUUUUUAGAAAUGA
Anguilla anguilla (European eel) is the source of this 4926-nucleotide messenger RNA. RefSeq names its product DEAH (Asp-Glu-Ala-His) box polypeptide 29 (gene dhx29). Gene Ontology annotation, molecular function: RNA helicase activity; ATP binding; RNA binding. NCBI's taxonomy places the organism in Eukaryota, Metazoa, Chordata, Actinopteri, Anguilliformes, Anguillidae. Gene Ontology annotation, cellular component: intracellular anatomical structure. Gene Ontology annotation, biological process: translational initiation. Bases 396 to 4520 code for a protein of 1374 amino acids. The record is from RefSeq and is a predicted model, not a curated record. The transcript has 27 exons.